Aureobasidium pullulans EXF-150 is the source of this 1161-nucleotide messenger RNA. Its product is annotated as NAD(P)-binding protein. The record is from RefSeq and is a predicted model, not a curated record. Gene Ontology annotation, molecular function: zinc ion binding; oxidoreductase activity. The transcript has 2 exons. Lineage: Eukaryota; Fungi; Ascomycota; Dothideomycetes; Dothideales; Saccotheciaceae. The coding region runs from base 1 to 1161 and encodes 386 amino acids.
AUGUCUGGAGAACAAAAAACGUGGACGGGCAAGGCUAUAGUUGCUCGCGAUACUUUGGCCAACAAGGGCUGGAAGAUUGAGGAUGUCACGACGAGGGAGAUCAAGGAUGAUGAGUUGCUAGUUGAGCUCGUGGCCAGUGGUGUUUGCCAUACAGAUGUCAUGUGUGGUACAGGCACAGGCAACCCGGAUCUAUUCUACUACCCACGUGUCCUUGGUCAUGAAGGUUCUGGAUACGUCAAAGCAGUUGGAUCGAAAGUCAAGGUUGCUAAACCCGGCGAUGCUGUAUUGCUGUCAUUCGACUGGUGUGGUGAAUGCGAAUCUUGCAAGAACGGUCUCCCGUCACUCUGCUACGAGAGCAUGCCAUUGAACUUUGGCAACAAACCCGCUUUCGAAUCCACCAACCCCGAGGACCCGACAGUGAUCGCUGGCAAAUUCUUUGGCCAGUCCAGCUUCUCUCGCUACAGUGUGGCCAAGCAGAACAGCGUUGUCAACGUUACCGACCUCGUGGAGAGCAAGGAGGAACUGCAAGCGUUUGCGCCACUUGGCUGCGGUUUCCAGACAGGUGCUGGUACGGUCAUCAAUGUAGCCAAAGCAACAGAAAAGGAUGCCAUUGCAAUUCUUGGUCUGGGCGGUGUCGGUUUGAGCGCUAUCAUGGCAGCAAAACUCUCAGGUUGCAGGACGAUCAUCGGAAUUGAUCGCGUGGGCAGCCGUAUGGAGACGGCAAAGUCACUCGGUGCUACGCAUGUGCUUGAUACAUCGAAGCUCCCCACUGGCUUGACUGUGGUCCAAGCAGUACAGAACAUUUGCGAGGGCGCUGGUCCUUCAAUCACAAUCGAUACGACGGGUGCGCCGGUGCUUGUCAUGGCUGGGAUUGAGAUGACAAGGAAGGGUGGAAAGAUCAUUCAGGUGGGCUCAACGCCUCCAGAGUUCCAGGUUGAGCUGCCAGCGUUCCUUUUCAUGAACAGCGGUAAGGCUUACAUGGGAGCCAUUGAAGGAAACAGCACAUCUUCCGAGUUCAUCCCAAAGAUGAUUCAGUGGUAUCGGGAAGGCAAGUUCCCCUUUGACAGGUUCGUCAAGCUUAUGCCGGCGGAGGACUUUGAAAGAGGCAUCCAGGAGAUGCACACAGGCGAAACAGUAAAGCCUGUAAUCACCUGGACCUGA